Messenger RNA from Cavia porcellus (domestic guinea pig), 2407 nucleotides. It is a transcript of the gene Fa2h, whose product is annotated as fatty acid 2-hydroxylase. Gene Ontology annotation, biological process: lipid biosynthetic process; fatty acid metabolic process. The coding region runs from base 77 to 1195 and encodes 372 amino acids. The transcript is spliced from 7 exons. The record is from RefSeq and is a predicted model, not a curated record. Gene Ontology annotation, cellular component: endoplasmic reticulum; membrane. Lineage: Eukaryota; Metazoa; Chordata; Mammalia; Rodentia; Caviidae. Gene Ontology annotation, molecular function: fatty acid 2-hydroxylase activity; iron ion binding; heme binding.
CCCGAGAUGUUAGAGGCGCGCCGGGCGGCCGCGGAGCAGACUCGGGGCUGCGAGUUGCGAGCUCCGCUCUCCGGCCAUGGCCCCCGCUCCGCCCCCCGCCGCCUCCUUCUCACCCGCCGAAGUCCAGCGGCGCCUGGCGGCCGGCGACUGUUGGGUCCGCCGCGGGGCGCGCCUCUACGACCUCACCGGCUUCGUGCGGCACCACCCGGGGGGCGAGCAGCUGCUGCGGGCACGGGCCGGUCAAGACGUUAGCGCCGACCUGGACGGACCCCCGCACCGGCACUCGGCCAACGCACGCCGCUGGCUGGAGCAGUACUACGUGGGAGAGCUGCGAGACGACCUGCAGGAGCCCGUGGAGAAUGGGGCCGCAGCCUCUGCAGAAACUCCGAAGAUGGACCCUGAGAUGGAACCGAGGCUCAAAGUGGUGGACUGGGACAAGGACCUGGUAGACUGGAAGAAGCCCCUCCUGUGGCAGGUGGGCCAGCUGGGAGAGAAGUACCACGAGUGGGUCCACCAGCCAGUGAGCAGGCCCAUCCGCCUCUUCCAGUCCGACUUCAUGGAGAGCCUAUCCAAGACAGUCUGGUACAGUGUCCCCAUCACCUGGGUGCCCCUGGUGCUGUACCUGAGCUGGUCCUACUACGGAAUCUUCACCCAGGGAAACGUCCGGCUCUUCAAGUCGCUCACAUCAGAGUACCCCGUGGUGGUGCGUGAAUCCAUGUUCCCUGGCCUCUUUGUGCUGGGGAUGUUUCUCUGGAGCCUCAUUGAAUACUUCAUCCACCGCUUCCUGUUCCACAUGAAGCCCUCUGGCAACAGUUAUUACCUCAUCAUGCUACACUUCGCAAUUCACGGCCAGCACCACAAGGCACCCUUCGACGGCUCCCGACUGGUCUUCCCGCCGGUGCCCGCCUCUCUGAUAAUCGGCUUCGCCUAUGUAUUGGUGCGGCUCAUCCUGCCGGAGGCUGUGGGGGGCACGAUAUUUGCAGGGGGCCUCCUGGGCUACGUCCUCUACGACAUGAUCCAUUACUACCUGCACUUUGGCUCGCCACACAAGGGCUCCUACCUGUACAGCAUGAAGGCCCACCACGUGAAGCACCACUUCGCCCACCAGCAGUCAGGCUUCGGCAUCAGCACUAAACUGUGGGAUCACUUGUUCCGCACCAUGGCCCCAGAAGAACAGCGGCUGAAGACCCAGUGAGCUCCUGUGCCAUCCUUCCCGCCCUCGCCCUGCAGCCCCUCCACCCACACCAGCUCUGCAGAGCCAGCUCGGUGGACGGUGCCGGGGUCUCUCCAGGCAGGACUGUCCCCCUGGCCCACCAUGGGAGGGUCACGUCUCUCCCAGGGCAGCCUGGCCUCUCCACCACUGUCCCUGCUCCAGCCUCAGCCCACAGGACUGCUUCAGGGCACAGCCAGUGGCCCCCAGGGGCAUGAAGGAAACUGACCCCUGGGGCCGAGGGUGUGCCCACCUGUGCCUUAGCCCCUGGGCUUCCCCCAGGAGCCGCCUUGUCACAAAUAGCUGCUGUAAUGGGCAUGUGCGGUCUGGGCCCUGUUGUACCCUCUCCAGUUCUGGCAAGGGUUUGGUGGUUCUGAGGUGAAUGAAAGGCUCUCUCAAGACAGGACAGCAUGACACCUCCCACAGGCCACCCCCAGACCCCAGCGUGGCCCCUCAGCUGCCACCUGCCAUUCUCAGCUGGCCACCCUUACCUGCCUGGGCAGGAGCUUGAGGGUAGUUGGCACCAGCCCAAGGCUGGCAGGAACCCUAACCCUGUCUUGGGGACAUGCCAGCUAUUACAGCCACCUCUCCCCUGCCCCAGAAGCACAGAAUUUCUCCCCAAGGGAGGCUGCAGAUGCCGGUCCUUUGGUGGGAGCCGGUCCUUUGGUGGGAGCCGCUCCUAGGCCCAGGAAGUCUUGGUCCGCACCUGGCACGGUGGGCAGCGCAUCCUCUCAGCACCUCCUAGCAAGUGCCUCCUCCAGCCCCAGGAAGCCUUUGUGCCUUGGCUCCAUCCCCCACCCCAGGCUGCGGUCAGAUGAGCCCUGCCCUUCCUAUAACCAACACCCUUGUGUUCUGAGGGUCUUAUUUAUAAACAACACAAACAUCCUUAGCCAGGCCCCAGGACCAAGGAGCUGGCCGGACGGCUCUUUCUAAUCCUAUGUGUGGAGCUUAUGUAAAAAGAAAAAAACAUUCUGCCCUGGUUUUAGUGCCCUUCUUACCCACACACCACUACUACUUGAAACUUAAAAACUUACUGAGUGGAAAGGCUGAAGAAAAGCAGUUUGAUCGAUCCUGUGAUUUGUACUGUUUACUGCGGGCUAUUUAAAGAUUUUGGAAUAAAUAUAAAAAACUACACUUGUGAAAUACGGAUGUAAAUGAAUUGUAUAUUUUGAAAAAUAAAACAUUGAAAUCAACAAA